CAACAGGUGGAGAUGGAUACGAGCUGGAAGCUGGAACAGUCGGGGAUUUAGGGUUUCAACGGGGACUCAAUUGCUCGACUCUCCGAUCCCUUCUUCUCCGGCCAAACUCCGUCGGAAAAUUUCUCCUCCUUCGUCUCAGCUCAAUUCACGUUACAGCUUCGUUCAGGUGUGUUGAGGAAGAACUUGGGCUUAAGUACACAACUUGGUGGGAGAGAUGAAUCACGGCCAACAAUCUGGUGAGGCAAAGCAUGAAGAUGAUGCUGCUCUUACUGAGUUCCUUGCCUCUCUCAUGGAUUAUACUCCUACUAUUCCUGAUGAUCUAGUGGAGCACUACUUGGCUAAGAGUGGGUUUCAGUGCCCCGACGUACGAUUAAUAAGGCUAGUUGCUGUGGCUACACAAAAGUUUGUUGCAGAUGUUGCAAGCGAUGCUCUUCAGCACUGCAGGGCUAGACCAGCACCAGUUGUGAAAGACAAAAAACAACAAAAGGAUAAGCGUUUGGUAUUGACAAUGGAAGACCUCUCAAAAGCUCUGCGUGAGUAUGGUGUGAAUGUGAAGCAUCCAGAAUAUUUUGCUGAUAGCCCGUCGACCGGAAUGGAUCCUGCGACAAGAGACGAAUAGCAACCAGGAAGUCUUGAUCGUCUUUCACAGUAUGGAUGAUCGUGUGUGAGUUACUUGAUUUUCUAUUGUGUUUUAGUUGAAACAAAACUCUCUCUUCUUCCUAGUCAUCGAUUACAUGUAUAUCAUUCCUCUUGUUGUUUGUUUCUUGACUUGUAUCGCUCGUGUUAUUGAGUUUCAUACCAUGCUUUUAUCAAAAUAUUGAUCAGAACAUUAAACAAGAAA
This is a messenger RNA of Brassica oleracea var. oleracea, 841 nucleotides long. RefSeq names its product transcription initiation factor TFIID subunit 10. The record is from RefSeq and is a predicted model, not a curated record. Gene Ontology annotation, cellular component: transcription factor TFIID complex; nucleus; SAGA complex. The coding region runs from base 215 to 619 and encodes 134 amino acids. NCBI's taxonomy places the organism in Eukaryota, Viridiplantae, Streptophyta, Magnoliopsida, Brassicales, Brassicaceae. Gene Ontology annotation, biological process: transcription initiation at RNA polymerase II promoter. Gene Ontology annotation, molecular function: RNA polymerase II general transcription initiation factor activity; promoter-specific chromatin binding. The transcript has 7 exons.